Molecule: messenger RNA, 1991 nt
Organism: Syzygium oleosum
Lineage: Eukaryota; Viridiplantae; Streptophyta; Magnoliopsida; Myrtales; Myrtaceae
Exons: 1
Coding region: 112-1851 (579 amino acids)
Source: RefSeq, a predicted model, not a curated record
UGAGAAAUGAGCUCAUUUUUGUCUCUGAAGCCCAAAACAUCUUUCCACUUAGAUUAUAAAGGCAAAACUUCUCCCACUUAUACUCUGUGACAAACUAAACGUUGGAGAGAUAUGGGAAAGCUAAGUAAUGAAGCAGAAGGUCAAAAGAAAGUGAUCAUGCAUUUCAGCCAUGAUCAUGCCCUAGAACUCACCAAACUCUCAAAAACAAACCAAGCAAUCUGUUCCGGCUGCGGAAUUCACAUCCUCCCCGACGGGGACUAUUUUGCCUGCGCAACGUGCAAUUUCUUUCUCCACAAAGAAUGCUCUGAAUUGCCGAGAAAUAUCUAUCAUCCUUCAGACAAGAAUCACAACUUGAUUCUUAUCCUGUCACCCUCUUUUCAUUGCAAGGCAUGUGGGACUCCUGGUUCCGGUUUCUCCUACAAUUGCAAUAUCUGCCUUGGAGAUAUCCACAGCCUGUGCGCGAUGAAGCCUUUUUCUGCUACACAUAAAUCACACCCUCACCCGCUAAGAUUGGAAUUUAAAUCUCCUUAUGAAGGAGAAGAAGGCUUCCAAUGCGACAUCUGUGGACAACCAGGUUACAACCAGUGGCUCUACUGCUGUCAACAAUGUGGUUACGACGUGCACCUUCAUUGCUCGAAGUCUCAGGUGGGAGCGGAAGUCCAUAUCAUUCAGGAGAAACCAGCUUCUGAAGCUUCAAGCAGAGCUCUCAGUCUUCCUAUUAGUACACAAAAGGCCGCCAUUAACAUCACUUCUGUUACUCAAUCUGGCAAGUCAUGCGAAACUUUUCUAGGCUUCCAACAAGUUAAUGUCUCAGGGACAAUUCAACAAGCUCUUGCUAGUCAAAACAUGGCGAUAACAACUACUCAAGCUCCCUUCGACAACCCAGCCUCACCGCCCUUGCCAAUGGUCCCCACACAGUACAGGCCAAAUGUUGCUUGUGUUUACCAGUCAAGCAAGUCCUCAAUCGGAUUUCCAGCAAACUGUCAUGGACUUGACCGACCCAAUGGGAGCGGCUCAAGUACUAAUCUAGCAAUUUGUGUCAAUCCAAACAUAAUGAUGAUGAGCACAACCCGAGGUCCCAUGAACAAUUCAAACCCUCCGAGUGGUGCCACCCAAUACCAACCAAACAUAGCUUAUGCUCAACAGGAGACUAAGUUUCCUAGUCAAAGACAAAUGUACAGCAGCAAUGGCUUUGUCUACUUCGGCAGUGCUCAAGGAAGAAAUAAUCUACCAAUACACGUCGGGCCAAAUGCAGUUCUCGUCAGCCCAAAUGCAAUGACAGAAACCACUAAUCAAGUCCCGUUACACACCACAACCCCACCAGUUGUUGCGGCACAGUACAGCCCGAACACUGUCGGUCAGGGAGGCAAUUUCUCAAAUGGGUUCCAAGCAAGCGCUUACCCCUUUAGCCCAGUCACUGCCUCAAGCACCAUUCAAGCAAUCCCAAUGAGUCCGAAUGGAACAACCAUGUUCACCACUAACAAUAGCACAAACCCUGCAGUUGGUGUCCCCCAAAACCGGCCAAGCACAGCAUUUGCCAAUCAAGGAACAACUUUCCCCAACGGAUCACAAGCGUACGGCAACAACGGUCUCAUGUAUCUGAACGGCACUCAAGGGAUCAACAACCAACCGAUAUACCUGAGGCCGAAUGGUGGCGGAGCUUCAAUGGCCCCAAUGGUUCCACAAAACCAAGGGCUCGGCUAUGGGAAUCCAGUAUACUAUGGUGCAAACCAGGGCAUGAUGAGUGGGGUGACCGGCAUGUGGGGUGGUGGUGGUGGUCGUGGUGAUGAGGGAUCGAUGGGUCUUGAUGGGUCAGAGAUCCUGAAUUCCUACGUCGGUGAUUACUUCUAGUUCUGAAUUGCCGAUUGACUCAAGUUUCCUUUUUUGCUAGCAUCGUCAUGUGUUUAAUGUUGAUUAUAGCAGUGCAAUUUCGAGUAAUUUCAAUACUGUUCUUCCAAAUUUAAUCCAACAUUCGCGCUGGAAUUGGGCAA